UUCGACCCCUAGCUGGGAACUUCCAUAUGCCGAGGGUGCAGCCCUAAAAAGCCACACACAAAAAAAUUGCUCAGCCAUGUUGAUCUUGAGGCCUCUGCUGCUCCACUUGCACUCAACCAAUUACACACCCCUGUGCAGUCCACAAACCCCAGCAAGAUUCCAGGAAGUGAAGUUCGCAUGUGGUUCCUUGGGUUAAGGAUCCAGCAUUGUCACUGCAAUGGCUCGGUCGCCUCUGUCAUGAGGGUUCGAUCCUCGGCCUGGGAACUUAUGCAUGCUACAGGAGGCUACAGGAGGCAUCUCCUGCCCCUGUGCUGAAGUCUGCCAGAGACCACGUCGUUUCCUCCAGUAGGGCGCCUGUCAGGCUAAUGCCCAACCUACUCUAUGCACACCCUGUGCACACCCUAAAUCACCUAGUCCCAGAGGCAGGCAUGCCAGUCGCCCCCUGCGAAGGCCUCUGUAUACACUAGUCAGUGUCACCAGUUCUGAGGCAGCACAGCGCCGUGCUCUGUGGGGGAAAUCCAAAAGAAGCCGCUAGUGCGGGAAGCCACAGCCAGCAAGGUGGGGCAUAGAUGGCGGCGGCGGAGGCAGUGCACCACAUUCACCUGCAGAACUUCUCUCGCUCUCUGCUUGAGACCCUCAACGGGCAGCGGCUGGGUGGGCACUUCUGUGACGUGACUGUGCGCAUCCGCGAGGCUUCACUGCGCGCACACCGCUGCGUGUUGGCCGCCGGCUCGCCCUUCUUCCAGGACAAGUUGCUGCUCGGCCACUCGGAGAUCCGCGUGCCCCCCGUGGUGCCCGCGCAAACGGUGCGCCAGCUGGUCGAGUUCCUCUACAGCGGCUCGCUGGUGGUGGCGCAGGGCGAAGCGCUGCAGGUGCUCACAGCCGCGUCCGUGCUGCGCAUCCAGACGGUCAUAGACGAGUGCACACAGAUCAUCGCCCGCGCGCGCGCGCCUGCCCCGGGCACCCCCGCGCCCGCGCCCCUGCCCACGCCCGUGCCCCCGCCGCUCGCGCCCGCGCAGCUGCGCCACCGCCUGCGCCACUUGCUGGCCGCGCGCCCCCCGAGCCACCCCGGUGCGGCGCACAGCCGCAAGCAGCGCCAGCCCGCGCGCCUGCAGCUGCCGGCGUCCCCCGCGCCGGCCAAGGCGGAGGGGUCGGAUGCCGACCCGGCCCUGACCGCGGCCCCAGACGACGGCGGUGACGACGACGACGACGAAACCGACGACGAGACCGACGGCGAGGAUGGCGAAGGCGGCGGCUCGGGCGAGGGCCAGGCGCCCCCUUCUUUCCCCGACUGCGCCGCCGGCUUCCUCCCCGCGGCCGCCGAUAGCGCGCGCGAGGAGCCGCCUGCGCCCGCUGGCCUCUCUGAUUACGGCGGCGCCGGGAGGGACUUCCUCCGGGGGACGUCGGCCGCAGAGGACGUGUUCCCCGACAGCUACGUCUCCGCUUGGCAAGACGGAGAUCACUCUGCCCCCGAAGGCUGUCCCGCCGAGACCGUCGCCCCGCCCGACUGCGUCCUGCCCGGACCCCGCCCACCUGGCGUGAAGACCCCGGGGCCGCCGGUCGCGCUCUUUCCCUUUCAUCUGGGCGCCCCGGGGCCGCCGGCGCAACCCCCUCCUGCUCCCUCCGGGCCCGCCCCUGCGCCCCCGCCCGCCUUCUACUCUGGGCUCCCGCCCGAUGCAGCGCCUAGCGCGCCUCUAGGGGAGGCCCCGGCCCCACCGGCCGCUCCCACCGCAGCCUCCUCGACCACUCCUGCGCGCGCCCCGGGGGCCGACCCGCCGGCCUACGAGUGCAGUCACUGCCACAAGACGUUCAGCUCUCGGAAAAACUACACCAAGCACAUGUUCAUCCACUCGGGGGAGAAGCCCCACCAGUGCGCCGUGUGCUGGCGCUCUUUCUCGCUGCGCGACUACCUGCUCAAGCACAUGGUCACGCACACGGGCGUGCGCGCCUUCCAGUGCGCCGUCUGCGCCAAGCGCUUCACGCAGAAGAGCUCGCUCAACGUGCACAUGCGCACCCACCGACCCGAGCGCGCGCCCUGCCCGGCCUGCGGCAAGGUCUUCUCGCACCGCGCGCUGCUGGAGCGCCACCUGGCCGCGCACCCUGCGCCCUGAGCCGGGCCUGGGGCCUGGCCACGCCCGUGGUGGCCGUGCUCUGGCUCCCUCCCGCCCCAGCCGGCUCCGAGGUCACUGCUGCAGCGUCGCCUUCGCCCAGUUCCCGCCUCCAGACGACGCUCUCUCCGGAGCAAAGGCCCUCCUCCCGUCUCCACCCUUUUCUCCAGCCGCCUUCGUCCCCUCCUCCCACGUACCCGGCCCUCCAGGUGGAGGCGGGCUGGGGAUGGGCGUGGCCCCGACCGCCUCUGAGAACCGGAUCAUCUCCAUCCAGCCUGACCUGGGCUCACCCUUGGUGUGGGGCCCAGGACCCCCGGCUCCGUCUCUCGUUCACGCCCCUGCCCCCCCUUGAGUGGAGUGGGGUCUAGGGCCGCUCCUCUGCCCCCGUGUCAGGCUGCCCGAGGAGCCCCGGCCCCCACCCGAGCUACCCCUCCCUGCUCUGGCGUCUAGGGCGUCUCAGAUAUAGACGCAUCAUGGACGGAGGCCUGGUCUUGGGAGCCCUGCUUGGUAAUAAAGAACUGGGGGCCGUGGGGCCCAAACCUGGAA
This is a messenger RNA of Phacochoerus africanus (Common warthog), 2654 nucleotides long. It is a transcript of the gene ZBTB45, whose product is annotated as zinc finger and BTB domain containing 45. The transcript is spliced from 3 exons. The coding region runs from base 570 to 2111 and encodes 513 amino acids. The record is from RefSeq and is a predicted model, not a curated record. Lineage: Eukaryota; Metazoa; Chordata; Mammalia; Artiodactyla; Suidae. Gene Ontology annotation, biological process: regulation of cytokine production; regulation of immune system process; negative regulation of transcription by RNA polymerase II. Gene Ontology annotation, molecular function: protein binding.